AUGAAUAGGCACAAAUAUGAAUUAGAUUUUGGCGAGGCCCUACGCGCAUCUUUCUUGACAAAGCUUGGUGGUCUCACAAUUGCAAACUUUCUAAAUUCUGACAGCUAUGAAUUGGCCGUCAAACAGAAUAAAUCAGUCCGAGAGAUUGAAGAAAUUAAGUCUAAAAUCUGUGAUGCGUGCGGCAUUGUUAGAUUGUUCGCCUCGGCAGGAUCAGGGUUAAGGCCGGAGUCUAGUUUGUUUAUUCCCAACUUUAAGCACCUAAAGACUAUGUCACCAUUUGAUCUGGUCUUGGCAAACGUUAUACGAGAGCAGCACAUAACUGAGAUUGCAGGGGAAUCUGGCACGGGUAAGACGCGCAUACUGCUGUACGUCAUCUCCGUGGUGCUCUUGACGACGGAGCAUUACAUAGCCUUAAUAGUAACAUCGGUAGAAGACGUCCUCAGCACCCUCGUUGAUCUCCUGACCUAUCUUUCCCCCUUUCUCACUGACACUCAAGUGAAUACAACGAUGGUUCUGAAGAGACUGUACUUCUUGCGUGAACUAUCCCCUACUGGCCUUGUAAAGCUCUUUGAAUCAUCGGGCCAAGUCUGGGAGUUGUGCAGACAGUGUCCUGCAUUGAAGCUUAUCUGCGUAGACAGUAUUGGCUUCCUGCGCAUUCUCUACACUAAGCCAAACUCCAGUGAGUCUCAGCUCAAUAAUCCGGGGUAUGAGAUGGGACAGGCUUUGCUCAACAUUGCGUGUUUGAAGAACCUCGCCGUGCUGUUGACUAAUCACGUGGGAGAUUACAUUGCAACUCCUCAAUUAGCCUCAUCUGCACAGCAGCAUUCUAGAAGACAUCAGUUCCCGGGGCAAUCUAUUCCCAAUGCUCUUCCCCGGCUUCCUACUAACACUCUUCCAACUGAUCAGCUCUAUGUCUAUACGCCAGUAAUCCCGGGUGUCAGUGAUUGUGGAGAAGAUAGAGUUAGCAAUCAGCUACUAAUCCAUGGUGACCCUAACGAUUCUCAGUCCACUCUCAUUUCGGAGUCUAUGGUGGUACCGUUCACUUCUCUACUCUUCCCAGAAACCGUGCAAAUAUCUUACAAAAGUGACCGCACGUUUUCACGCGACGUGGUAAUGUCCUCUAAUAGACUGGUUACACCCAGCCUGGGGAUCAGCUGGGGCUCUCACGUUUCUACCAGGAUCGUCUUGGCCUUGACCCAGAAGGAGACAAUCUUGCAUCUUCUAUGGAGCGAAUUUCUCUCUGCAUGUUCUCUUGUAAUACCGCGCAUACCAGAUGGGUUGAUCACUCACUCUCAUUAA
Giardia duodenalis is the source of this 1299-nucleotide messenger RNA. RefSeq lists its product as uncharacterized. Lineage: Eukaryota; Fornicata; Diplomonadida; Hexamitidae. Gene Ontology annotation, molecular function: DNA strand exchange activity; single-stranded DNA binding; ATP-dependent activity, acting on DNA. The record is from RefSeq and is a predicted model, not a curated record. Gene Ontology annotation, cellular component: condensed nuclear chromosome. The transcript has a single exon. Gene Ontology annotation, biological process: mitotic recombination; reciprocal meiotic recombination; DNA strand invasion. Bases 1 to 1299 code for a protein of 432 amino acids.